AAUGCAUAUUCUUAUUGCAAGACUAGACAUGAUAGUUUUACUGACAUAACCUGAACCAUUGACUGAAAUAUAAUAAUAUGAAAUCUAAAAAUAUUUAAGAUUGAAUAAAUCCUUAUAUUCAGAAAAACAAAUCAAUUAACUAAUACAACUAAUACAAAGUAAAAACUAUGAUCAUAUUCGAAAUUUAUAUCAAAGAAAAUUUACAAGGUAUAUAUAAUUAUUUAAGAGACUUGAAGAGCUGUUAUCUUUGGAUUUAUCUAUUGAAUAAAUAUAUGAUUAUUGUAUUCGAGUUUAUUUAAAGGAAAUCAAAAAGCCAGGCACUACUAUUCUAAAAACCUACAAUAAUAUAAUAGAAACUCAUAGAUAUUAGUAGUUAUAUUUCCUCAAAGAACCCUCUUCUUAUCAAUAUCAUUAUAAUUGUUUAGAUUUAGAGUAAGAUGAAUCAAAUAAAUAUUUAUUAUUAUCUUCAUUAUAUAAUAGGAACAGAUUUGAAGAACCUAGAUUCAUUUAUGUAUCAGAUCUACUUAGAAGAAGAAUGCAAUAAAUGAUCAAAGAUAUCUAAGAUAGAAAUUUAACUAUUCAAAAAAGUAUUAACUUAUAUUAUCACUAAAAUAAAAAGAAAUAAUAUUGUCUUACACCUAAACCUAUGAGAUCUCGCAAUAAUACUUUUUAUAAAAACAAUGUUAAAUUAACAGGAUUGAGAGUUUAAACAGAAUUUGUUAUAGAAAAGAGAUUACCUGCUCGAUCUAUAUAUCAAAUUAAAAAAAUCUAGUUAUUUGAUGAAAAUGAAAAUAGUACUCCUAAUAAUAAAAGUAGUUGUAUUGCUUUAGGAAGACCAAGGAGUCAUAUAAGAACGAAAUUUUAAUAACUGAUCAAUUGA
This is a messenger RNA of Paramecium primaurelia, 880 nucleotides long. Lineage: Eukaryota; Ciliophora; Oligohymenophorea; Peniculida; Parameciidae. The record is from the annotation of a GenBank genome assembly.